Molecule: messenger RNA, 20968 nt
Organism: Pocillopora meandrina
Lineage: Eukaryota; Metazoa; Cnidaria; Anthozoa; Scleractinia; Pocilloporidae
Source: the annotation of a GenBank genome assembly
AUGGCUCUACAGCCUUUUACAAACGAGCAGCUGAAUUACUUCAAAUUUUCCUCAGUUGUACUUAAUGAGUUCGCCACUGCUUUGCGUCAGACGUUCAAAUCCAUGUGGGACAACAGAUAUGGACAUCGUUCAGGGUAUCAACUGUGGGAUAACUCCAUGGUAGUAAGAAAUUUGUUUCUCGCUGAAGAGGGUGGAAAAACCAAAGUUCCCACACACAUCUCCUAUGAAGAGUGGGAUUGUACCGCUCUGUUCCAGGCCACCAUCUAUGCAAGGUCCUUCGCUAUGCCAGAUAGCAAAGGUCAUUACAAGACACUUGGUGAACUGUACAUAAAGCACCACAAAGUGCCUCUUGGAAAGUUCCAUCCAUCUGUUGCGAGUCCAAGUGGAAAUACAGCCGAAACCUUCGCUCUCGCGAUUGAUCAGCUUCGACUUUUACGAAACUCGCUUUGUCACUCAGACAAGUCAGAGAUUGAUAAACCAACCUUUGACCAAUACGUGCAGCUCGCUAAAGAAGCAUUCAAAGCUCUUGGUAUCAUGACAGAUCCCAUUGAUGCCAUCGGUGGAUUGACAGAGUCUGACUUUCCCACGAAAGAAGUUCGCAAAUUGGAAGAAAGUUUCAGACAGGAGACCAGAUCAUAUAUCGAGUGUCUCGAAGAGGUGCAGUCAGGUGUCGACAAAUUAGUAGCACAGGGGAAUGCUAUAGGGGAAAAAGUAGAUAACCUCGCUUUGAAAAUGAAGAAGGAUCAAGGUAAAACAGGUAUAAACUGAUGAAAAACUGCAUUGUGGCACAGUCUUGUAAGCACUUUCUUGGCAAGGAAAAACAAAAGGGACAGCAGUGUUUUUACUCUGUACUUUGAAGGUAGCAAUAGCUCAACGGAGUAACUUCCAGUUUUUGCAAAAAUGCUUUGUACAUGUCUCAAAAAUCCUUUCUUCUUCCCUAAGAUGAAUUUCUUCUAUGAUCAGAGUAGCACCUUGAACAAUCUGUUUUCUUUUAUUUCAAAACAAUUUGUGCAAGAAAUAAACUGCACCCACUUUAUUUACCGGCAUUGUGACUCUUGUAGGAUGUUGUUAAAAUUAUAACUUCACGGAAAAAGCAGCAAGCUCAUAAUUGACGCUGUAUCCAUAAAACUUGAUUUUCUAGAUUUUUAGUGCGACAGUAAAAUGUACCCUUUUUUUUAAUGAUCAUUAUUUUUUUUUUCUCCUCAAACUACCGACAUUAGCUCUUUCAUGAUUGCAUCAAUUUUUUCCUUUUAAGACUCAAAGCCAUUCCUUCCACCAUCAAAUCUUCCCUCAAGGGUUCCACACUUCACUGGCCGUCAGAGAGAAUGUGAACACAUUAGGCGUCACUUAACUUCCAAAAGUACCCGGAUCGUGUCCCUAUGGGGCUCGCCUGGUUUUGGUAAGACUUCUGUGGCAACUGAAGUCGGACAUCAACUCCAAACUGGUGGACUUCCCGUAUACUUCUUCUCUAUGCGACGACUUCUUUCAAAAGCCGGUCUGACUAUGCAGCUUCUGAGCUUCUUUAAAAGACACUCCACAAAAGAUCAAAUGCCUCAGCGGAUGUCCCUUGAAGACGAACUUUCCCUCUUUCUAAGCAAUAUUUCAGGUGAAUUUGUGAUAAUUCUUGACAAUGCCGAUGACUUGCUCGAAAGUGGAGCACCCAAUGUGAAGGAGGAUUUCAUCAACCUUCUGGAAGUCAUUCUUAGUCAAUUCAAGAAUUUAACAUUUCUUCUUACCACAAGGGAAUCUCUUGAGUUUAUGAAUGUGCAUUUUGAAGGCCAUCAAGCAGUAAGAAUAGGGCCAUUACACGAGUCCUUCUCUCAAACCUUAGUUGGCGGAUUACUCCCAAAAGCGACCGCGUCUGACUGCUCGAAUAUUGCAAAACUCUGCGGGUUCGUACCUUUGGCCAUGAAACUGUUCUGUUCCUCUAUUGCUGAAGAUAAUGCUCAGCCGACUCAAUUUUUAGUUAGCUUCAAGGAAUCUAUAGAAGAUAACCUUUUGGAGCUGUUGGACGAUUCAGAUUAUCCAAGCAAUCUGCGAUUGAAGUUCCUACUUGAAUCCUCUUUUCAGAGACUCUCUCUAUCAGACAAAAAAGCCCUGGUAUCACUUAGUGUUCUUUCUGGAGAUUUUAACCACUCAGUUGCUGCAGCUGUCAUGGGUGUAAAAACAACUCUGGAGGCUAAGAAAAUCUUGCAUAGGCUUCGGAAAAAAUCCUUCCUCGACUCUAGCUUCAAACCUGAGUCAUUUUCGAUGCAUAAGUUGAUUCUGUCAUUUGUAAAGAAAAGAGGUCGAGAUGAAAUGAAAGAGGCCAUGCUGACCUCCAAAGCACGUUUGUCUGCAUUUUACGUCUCUCUUUUCGAGCAGCUAAAUCAACAGUUUUUGACAGGACAAUCCAUGCAAGCAUUUAUUGACUUCUAUGAAGAGAAGCAGAAUAUUAUUCAGAGUCUUAUGGAGAGCUGCUCCGAUCCUAAGACAUGUGACGUUGCAUUUGGUGUCCUGACAAAAGCAGAAAUCUUUCUAGAUUCCCUUUCCUGGUGCGAAGGGAAAAUUAUCGACAAAAUUUACGAUCACGCAACUAAAGAAGCUCAGGCGUUUGGAAAAAGCGUAUUCUACAGUCAGUUACUGGUGUCCUUGGCAUUCACCGAACUGACUUGGGGGAUACAUGGAAGAUCGAUGACGAUGCUCUCUGAAGCCGAAGGCCUUUCGUUGUCGGUAGAUGAUAAAAGAAAAAUCCUGUCUUAUAAAGGCAUCUGUCAACUGGUUUCAGGCAAAAUAGACGACGGAGCUCAGAACUUGCAAGAAGCUCUUUGCUUGAUGAGUGACAGCCCGGAACAGCGAAUUCUCAGCAUAACUGCACUGCAAAUUCUUGUUACUUACUUUCUUUUCAAUAAAAAGAAAGCAACUUCACUAGAGUUUUAUACCAAAGCUUUACAUGAAUGCAGAGCAUUAGGAGACACAGGCCUUCUUGUUAUUCCUCCGGUGAAUAACAAAGAUUUGACAAUGAUCGAAGCAGAUAUGCCGGAACCAGAUGUUAUAACCACUCAACCACUUAGAUUAGAAACUAUUUGCGUUGUUAGCAAAGCAACAGAAAUGUUCUCUUAUUACGAAACAAAGCAAGCAAUAAGCAAAUCUGUGCUAAGGAUGUCAAAUCAAACAAAAACACAGAUCCUCCCACAUUCCAUUGGUUCAUGGACCUUCCAGCGCAACAUCAAUUCGACACUUAAAAAUGUACUGAAUAAUCCCGAGGAGGCAUCAAAGUUGUGCGACACACGGAUCAGUUAUCAUAAAAAGACCUUAAAACAAAGUGGAAAAGUUAACGCAGGAGAUAAAGUUAGACCCAACAAAAAUCUUAAUUUAAAUUUGCAUCAAGAAGAAUUAUAUAAAAGCUAUAUGGACCAAGGCAACACUCUUCUUCUGGUGCAAAACUAUCCUAGAGCCAUUCAGUCCUUUGAAUAUGCCCUUAACAUCGCAAGAGGACUCUUCAAGGAAGAACACCCAGACACAGCCGAAAGUUACUUUUCUAUCGGAGUAACACAACAUGCUUUAGGAAAUUUCUCGUCAGCACUUCAGACCGAUCAGCGUGCUCUUGACAUAAGAGUUAAACUCUUCGGGGAAGAACACCGAGACACAGCCAAAAGUUACUUUUCUAUCGGAGUAGCACAACACGCUUUAGGAAACUUCUCGUCAGCACUUCAGUCCCAUCAGCGUGCUCUUGACAUAAGAGUUAAACUCUUCGGGGAAGAACACCCAGACACAGCCGAAAGUUACUUUUCUAUCGGAGUAACACAACAUGCUUUAGGAAAUUUCUCGUCAGCACUUCAGUCCGAACAGCGUGCUCUUGAUAUAAGAGUUAAACUCUUCGGGGAAGAACACCGAGACACAGCCAAAAGUUACUUUUCUAUCGGAGUAGCACAACACGCUUUAGGAAAUUUCUCGUCAGCACUUCAGUCCCAUCAGCGUGCUCUUGACACAAGAGUUAAACUCUUCGGGGAAGAACACCGAGACACAGCCAAAAGUUACUUUAAUCUCGGAGUAACACAACAUGCUUUAGGAAAUUUCUCGUCAGCACUUCAGUCCAAACAGCGUGCUCUUGACAUAAGAGUUAAACUCUUCGGGGAAGAACACCCAGACACAGCCGAAAGUUACUCUUCUAUCGGAGUAACACAACAUGCUUUAGGAAAUUUCUCGUCAGCACUUCAGUCCAAACAGCGUGCUCUUGACAUAAGAGUUAAACUCUUCGGGGAAGAACACCGAGACACAGCCAAAAGUUACUUUUCUAUCGGAGUAGCACAACACGCUUUAGGAAACUUCCAAACAGCGUGCUCUUGACAUAAGAGUUAAACUCUUCGGGGAAGAACACCGAGACACAGCCAAAAGUUACUUUUCUAUCGGAGUAACACAACACGCUUUAGGAAAUUUCUCGUCAGCACUUCAGUCCCAUCAGCGUGCUCUUGACAUAACAGUUAAACUCUUCGGGGAAGAACACCGAGACACAGCCAAAAGUUACUUUUCUAUCGGAGCAACACAACACGCUUUAGGAAAUUUCUCGUCAGCACUUCAGUCCAAAGAGCGUGCUCUUGACAUAACAGUUAAACUCUUCGGGGAAGAACACCCAGACACAGCCGAAAGUUACUUUUCUAUCGGAGUAACACAACAUGCUUUAGGAAAUUUCUCGUCAGCACUUCAGUCCUAUCAGCGUGCUCUUGACAUAAGAGUUAAACUCUUCGGGGAAGAACACCCAGACACAGCCGAAAGUUACUUUUCUAUCGGAGUAACACAACACGCUUUAGGAAAUUUCUCGUCAGCACUUCAGUCCAAACAGCGUGCUCUUGACAUAACAGUGAAACUCUUCGGGGAAGAACACCCAGACACAGCCAAAAGUUACUUUUCUAUCGGAGUAACACAACAUGCUUUAGGAAAUUUCUCGUCAGCACCUCAGUCCAAACAGCGUGCUCUUGACAUAACAGUUAAACUCUUCGGGGAAGAACACCCAGACACAGCCGAAAGUUACUUUUCUAUCGGAGUAACACAACAUGCUUUAGGAAAUUUCUCGUCAGCACUUCAGUCCUGUCAGCGUGCUCUUGACAUAAGAGUUAAACUCUUCGGGGAAGAACACCCAGACACAGCCGAAAGUUACUUUUCUAUCGGAGUAACACAACAUGCUUUAGGAAAUUUCUCGUCAGCACUUCAGUCCGAUCAGCGUGCUCUUGACAUAAGAGUUAAACUCUUCGGGGAAGAACACCCAGACACAGCCGAAAGUUACUUUUCUAUCGGAGUAACACAACACGCUUUAGGAAAUUUCUCGUCAGCACUUCAGUCCAAACAGCGUGCUCUUGACAUAACAGUUAAACUCUUCGGGGAAGAACACCGAGAUACAGCCAAAAGUUAGUUUAAUCUCGGAGUAGCACAACAUGCUUUAGGAAAUUUCUCGUCAGCACUUCAGUCCAAACAGCGUGCUCUUGACAUAAGAGUUAAACUCUUCGGGGAAGAACACCGAGAUACAGCCAAAAGUUACUUUAAUCUCGGAGUAACACAACAUGCUUUAGGAAAUUUCUCGUCAGCACUUCAGUCCCAUCAGCGUGCUCUUGACAUAAGAGUUAAACUCUUCGGGGAAGAACACCGAGACACAGCCGAAAGUUACUUUUCUAUCGGAGUAACACAACAUGCUUUAGAAAAUUUCUCGUCAGCACUUCAGUCCCAUCAGCGUGCUCUUGACAUAAGAGUUAAACUCUUUGGGGAAGAACACCGAGACACAGCCAAAAGUUACUUUUCUAUCGGAGUAACACAACAUGCUUUAGGAAAUUUCUCGUCAGCACUUCAGUCCGAUCAGCGUGCUCUUGACAUAAGAGUUAAACUCUUCGGGGAAGAACACCCAGACACAGUCAAAAGUUACUUUGCUAUUGGAGUAACACAACAUGCUUUAGGAAAUUUCUCGUCAGCACUUCAGUCCCAUCAGCGUGCUCUUGACAUAAGAGUUAAACUCUUCGGCGAAGAACACCUAGACACAGCCGAAAGUUACUUUUCUAUCGGAGUAACACAACAUGCUUUAGGCAAUUUCUCGUCAGCACUUUAGUUCAAACAGCGUGUUCUUGAUAUAAGAGUUAAACUCUUCGGGGGAGAACACCGAGACAGCCAAAAGUUACUUUAAUCUCGGAGUAACACAACAUGCUUUAGGCAAUUUCUUGUCAGCACUUCAGUCCCAUCAGCGUGCUCUUGACACAAGAGUUAAACUCUUCGGGGAAGAACACCCAGACACAGCCAAAAGUUACUUUAAUCAUGGAGUAACACAACAUGCUUUAGGAAAUUUCUCGUCAGCAGUUCAGUCCAAACAGCGUGCUCUUGACAUAAGAGUUAAACUCUUCAAGGAAGAACACCCAGACACAGCCAAAAGUUCUUUUGUAGGAGUUUGCUAGGAUUAUAGUGAAACUAGCACUCCAACGAUUUUCUUUCCUAAAGGACACCCGCGAAGGUGGGAAGUAACCUUAACAACUCAGUUGAUAAAACCAAAUUAUCUUGCUAUACUCUCCCACUGACGCAGCACCACAGUUUCUUUAGAAACUCACUCCCUUUAAUGAUAAAACCCAGUUGAAGGACUCCUUCCCUUUUAAGCUGUGUAGAAGAGUAAACCCCGGUCACUCUGGGAAGAAAAGGGACUCGGAUUUGCAGAAAAUUAAACGAUUUUGGGAAAAUUUGAAGGAACCAUUUAGUCUUGUUUUUUUUCUUUAGCUAAAAUAAAAGAUUUUUAACUUCACCUCAAUGUUUCUUUUCAGAAACUUCAUUAAAAAACACUUCUUGUCUUAAUCUGAGUUUACUCGAGAUAAAAAUGUCAUUUUUGACGUUUAAGUGACAUGGGAACGAAUUAGUUGAAGAGGUUCGCGUGGCAUCAUGGAAGUUUCGGAUUACUCAUUCGUUUCGCGGGAAAAUUAAGUCAUUCUAGGUCGGUCAGUCUUAUGUUUGACCACUUUCUUUUCUGUAUUUGUUGUAAUUUACAAUCAUUGAUUUUUCUUCCUUAGUACUAGAAGACUGACUGGCUCAUCCUGAAUAAACUUUUCACAUUGAAUUUAUCGUGUGAGUGUUGUCAGAAUGAUAACUUUACAUUAACUCUAGAAUAUGAAAAAACUAAUGAGUCCCUACCUCUCAGAUCCUGUCUCAACCCGUAAAAAUUUUUUCUCAUUUAAAAUUUAAAAAAUGCACCUUAGGUUGAGGACAUGAAAGAUGUGAGAAUGCUUUUUCUUUACAAGCUGCAUCAUCUGCGUGCCAACGAAGAUUUCGACGAGGACUGACAAAGACGGUUUCUCGCCUGCGGUGUUCAGGUCAAGAUUAGAACAAAGUACUCCUGUUACUGAAUGAUUAGUUAAUUGCCUUCGUGUUUUGUUUUCUACGGCGAAAUCUAUGGUAAUGAUGGGUAGCUGUGUUCAUUUCUGUUUACAUAACAUGUUAUUUCUUAUUUCUUUGGUUAAUGCUCCAGAGUUUCGUUGCUGUAGAGUAAUUUCCUUGGCUAACCAAAAGCUAACUUUUGACGAAAUAAUCAUCUGUAUCACGAGGCACGAUGAUUUUUCGCCUAGAAGUGAUCGGGCAGUUUCAGUGCAAACUGCUCCUUUCCUCAGAGAUUGUAAAGGCAGAGGCCGUCGUCGUCGAACCGGUCAAACGAAAAACGAGUGAGUUUAUAGUCAUCUGAUUCAAGUUAAUCUCAAAUAGGGAUCUUAAUAGAGAAAAACCUUCUUUAGUUUAAGUGCGGCAUUGCCAUGCGACCCAUUUCGCACAACACUUGGAUUCGCUACCAUGCAUCGAAUUCAAUAAUAUUUGCGUUUCUUUAAUUAUCUCGUUGCAGUGCUGUUAUCACAAUGAUAUUGCUACUGUUGCUACUUUUAGUUUCUUGAGGGCAGAGGGGAAUUGAUGGCUCGUGGGAUGGAUUUUCGGAAACCUAAGUUAGGAGAAUACCCUUCGAGCUUGUGUUUAUGCCAGUAUCCGCCAGAGGUUCACGCCACAGGAUAUCGGUCAGCUCAGGAAACGGCUUGAACUUUAUCACAAAUGAUGCAUUUCUGUUGUUAAAAUACGACAUAAACUACAAUUGGUAGGAUUUUCAUACGAUAAGAGAAAAAAGCGCAAAUUUAGUCGUGUGGAAAGACAGAGAGAAUGAGUACAUCUCAAGCGCGUGAAAUAAGGAGCUCCCUAUUCUUCGCUUGCGAAAUGUCAGCCGAAAAGAAUGUUGAACAAUCGUCUACGGUGUGGGUACAGGCUACUUAAUCAGCAUCCUCUUUAGCUGAAUUCUUUGGUUAUCUUCCCCUGAUUUAACUCAGUAGUUAUAUAUGUUCGUAACAGGCGUCUUCGAAGCCGGUACGGAGCAUAAGGCCAACGACAUUGAAGAGUAAAAUCUCCUCGAUGUCGACGAUCGAGACACGUCCAUUUUGGCCAUAUACCUACAUCAUUUGGAAAUUAGUGUUUAAAAAUACCUGAUAUAUGUGUAUUACUCUUGUAGCUAUCAUUUGGCGCUCCGGCCACGCAUUACGUCCGUCCUUCUUUCCAGAUUUUUCCUUUCUCCAUCAUAGCUGCCAAUCGUUUUUGGCCGCGCGCUUCAUGGAGACAGUUUUUGAACGCUAAAUCGUACGUACCUAUACAUUCCUUUUAGGUUAGAGAAACCAAUUUGAGCAAAUAAACGACAUAUUAUUCAAAGCCAAAUUUUCUACAAUUUUUUUGACACUUAAUCGACGGCCAUUUUGAAAACGUUCCGAUCCAGGCUACGUGAUGUGAUACACCACACGUCUGUAAGGCAGUGAAAAGGGUAGCCUGAAAAACAGGCUUAAUUUUGGCGAGCGAGUGCUAAGUAUUUUCUGAACGAAAAUUAUGGCCGCCAUCUUUGAUUUUAAUGGUAGCUGAAGGCUUGGGGAGAGAAAGAAAUUUCUACUAUGGGGGCGGUCGACGGUCAAAAAUAAGAAGAAGAAGGGUGGAGGUGGAGAAGUUAAGAUUCUCGCCCUGUCCCCGCCCCCGCCCCCUACCCCCACUGUUUACUCUAACUCCAAAUCAAACAUGGCCGGUCUGAUAAACGACCGCGAGCUUAUAACGUUAGCUCCCACUAAUAAGAAACCUACACUGCAGGCUAUGAAAAGGGUCAUGCUAAGACCUGAAAGUAACAACUUCGCCCUCGCUGUUCAACCGCUACCGAGCGGAAAAAAAAAUGUAUUUGUUCCCAUUUAGAGACUAUGAAGUACGAAGCGAGAAAUAAAACACUUUCCCUAGAAAGGUUGAAUUAUCAAAACGCGACGGAUCGCGUAUCUGUAUUCAGAGCCACGGGUAAAUUGCAUGCCAUACCAAACAGAGGUAAAAAAAAUAGUUAUAUAUAUUAUUUUUUCCUCUUGACCAUGAUCGAGUCUGUUACUUAUAGAAAUAUUUUUUAGUCCAAGCCGAAAAGUAUUAAACUUAAGAUUUUGUCCGGUGUAUAUCACUGUGACCUCAAGCCCAUCGAUUCUGGAGUGAGCGUGACAUAAGUGCAAAGUGUCGUCACGUAUUAUGGGAGAUCUUGAUCUGGUUUCGAGAACGAAACUCUUCUUCUACGCUCCGAAAAUAUACAAGAAUUAUACUUUCUGUAUCUUUUUUUAACGGAGACCAGUGAGCAGCACAAAGAAAGACUACUUGGUGUUGUAACUUUUUCGACGCGUUUUGCCUGAGACUUCUUCAGGGAUGAUUACAAUUAACAUUGAACAGUAUAUAUAACACAUUCGUGUCCGUAAGUAUGACUUCCAGCGGAAGUGAAUAAUAACAGAAACAUGUUGUAAACCGACGUAACAAGAGACGUCUUAUUAUGAGCGCUACACUCAAGCAUUGUUUCUCAUUUGCGACCGGAAAAUAUGAUGAAACAAAUCUUGUCUGUAAUGUUUUUUUUUUUGUUUUUUUUUUAAUUGCAACACGAAGAACACUACUUUACAAAACAAGACGAACACUACUUACAAUACCACCUACAAGACGUUACUUAUUCUACUUACUAUAUAAUACUUCCUUAGACUGCAAUUCUUACCCUACUUUUUACAGUUUUUCGCUUACACAUCUAUGUAUCUAUUAAAUUAUAAUUCAAAAUGGGUUUCCAUUUAGCCUCUAGCAUCUUCCUAUCAUUAAACUUAGCCGCAAUGUGACAUUCAGUUUCAUAUUUUCUUUUAACUAGUUCCUUAUACGAAGGGAAAAAAGGAAGACUAUUAUUCCUACGGCAAUUCCAUAAAUGUAGCUUACCUAAAACGAUUAAGUAAUUAAAUAAAGAACAAUUAGUAUCUGUGACACCAAUUAAAAUAGUCUUUAACUCAAGUUUCCUUUGUUCUUUGGCUAUAGCGAUCCAAUAAGAUUCAAAUUCUUCCCAAAAUGCAUGUGAGUAAACACAGUAAAAGAAUAAGUGAUCAAUUGUUUCCGCACUAGUAUUGCAAAAAAGUGCAAAGAUCGCUUUGUAUUAAACCUAUCUUAGCUAAGCGGGAAUUUGUGAAUAAAAUGUCAUUUAGUAUUUUAAAUUGAAAGCAUUGCACAUAUGUCUCACAGAUACAGGACCUUAUUAAUGAGAAGGCCUUUUUUGUUUCCACAUCAUCAAUAGAAAAUUUAGAUUUCAACUUUGUGAAGCCUCUGGACUCUGUCGCCUUACUGGAUAUAAGCAAACCGUAGAAAUCCCUAGACUUGCUAAGUGCUGGAUCAAAGAUUUUAUCACCGAUUUUAAAUUGCAGUGAUCUGACAUGAUCUUUCUUAAUUUCGUGGCAUCGAAUUCUUAGAUGACUUGGUACUGCGCAGCGAACACCAGUCCAGGUCAGAAAUUUGGAAUCUUUUAAACCAUUACGUUUUGCAAGGUUAAAGGACUCUGUGUUACUCAAAUCAAAUUUUAAGUCGCUUAAAAGAAUAAUAUUUGCGCUAUUAUAAUUAUAAUAGAAUAAAGGUUUGCCGUUUACUCUAAUGUUAUGAUUGUUCCAGAUGAUUGUUUCACGUAGACUUACAAGGUCAAAUUUAGAACGAAAAUCUGACCACCAGUGUAACAUCUCCUUAUAAAAUAUUGGGGAAAUGUUAUAGUCAUUAAUAUUAUAAUCACAAUGAAGAAAAAAUUUUCCACCAAAAGGUUUUAGUAAAUGUAAUAGAUACGCUUUCCAGGGAUAAAAAUUAUCGCUUAGAAAUCUUCCAAUCCAUGAAAGUCGAAGUGACAUAAUUGACGUUGUAAAAUCAGUUACCUUUAGGCCACCAAAUUCAACAUCAUUUAUUACUGCUGUCCUGGCGAUUUUAUCAGGACCCUUCCAAAGAAAAUUAUAUAUAAUUGAUUGAAGGGCCUUUAUGAACUCCAAAGGAGAAAGAAGAAUUGACGAGAUGUAUAAAACUUUAGGAAGUAGUAAACUCUUAAUAAUUGUAACUUUACCAAACAGAGAGAGGCCUCUCCAACUCCACAAGCGUAUCUGAGAUUUAAUUCCUUUGAGCUUAUCGUACAAAAUUCUUUUGCACUGAUUCUUCGUUAUUGUAACUAAAGUGAACCCCUGAAGCUUUUACAGUUUUACGCCAUUUUAAUGCUAGAGGUGUUUCGAUGUUAUUACGGGAAGAGCCAAUCCACAUUGCUUCGGUUUUUGUAUAAUUCACCUUUAGGCCAGAACAUUUUUGGAAUUGAUCAAGUAACUUAAAAAGGUAUUGAGCAGAUCUGAUAUCCGACACAAAAGCUGUUAAAUCAUCUGCAUACUGUACCAUUUUGAAUUCUUUUUCAUCUAUUUUGAUUCCAUCUAUUUCUGAACAUGAGCGAAUAGCGACUGCUAGUAGUUCCAUAGCAAUGAUAAACAAGUAAGGAGAAAGGGGGUCUCCCUGCCUUACACCUCGAUUUAUUUCAAAGCUAGCUGAGAGCGUUCCAUUGUUGAUAAUACAACUUGUUAUGUUACUGUAAAAGGUUUCUAUCCAUCUUGUAAGACUGGAUCCAAAUCCAAAGACUUCUAAGCAUUUGAACAUAAAAUUCCACUCCAGACUAUCAAAAGCUUUCUCAAAAUCUAUAAAAAGUAGCAAUCCAGGGAUUUCAUAAGUUUUCGUGUAAUCCAUUAUAUCUAGAAUUGAUCUUGCGGCUUCCCCUAUGUAGCGACCUGAAACGUACCCAGUUUGAUUGCUAUGAAUGAUUUCGGGUAAAACUUUGACAAUACGGGUCGCUAUAACUUUGGACGCAAUUUUGGCGUCGACGUUAGUCAAGGAUAUUGGCCUCAAUUUUCUAAGUAAGUCCUAUCCUUGUCCUGUUUCUCAAUAAGAGUAAUCACUGCCUGUCUCUGAGAUGGGGACAUUUCCUUCUUCAUAAAAGCUUCAUUAAAUGAAUUAAUCAAAGUAUCACUAAGUAAUGGCCAGAAGGUGUUAUAAAAUUCAAUGGGUAACCCGUCGUUGCCUGGCGUUUUUGCAGUUGGAAAAGUUUUGAGAACGUUCUGGCAUUCUUCCGCAGUUAUUCUACCCUCACAUAUUAUUCUUGAAUCAUGUGAAAUACUGGGUAAAUUUGGACUAUCGAAAAAAAUCGAUGAUUCUGCAUUAUCUAGAUUAACAUUUCUGCUACGAUAUAAGUUCUUAUAAAAUUUGCGUUGUGAAUCCAUAAUCAUAAAGGGGUCAGUAGAAAUUACACCGCUACUGUGCAGCUUUCUUACAUGCUUUUUAACAUGGUUGCGUUUCUCGAGAUUUAAAAAAUAUUUGUUAUUCUUUUCACCGUGUUCGUGCCAUCGAGCUCUUGCGCGUAGUAUAAUCCCUUCUACUUUGUCCUCGUACAGUGCUUCAAGAUCCUGCUUAGAUUUUUCUAGUGCCAGACGCGUAUUGUUACAAGGAUUUGUGUGAAACAUUAGGACUGCCUCCUGAUAACGUUUAUUUAAUUCCUCUUCUUGUUUCCGUCGAGUGGAAGCUAUUUGUUUGGAGAAUAUGAUGGAGUUUGACCUUAUAUUAAACUUGAUCCAAUCCCACAAAAGUCUGGGAUCAUGUAUAUCUUUACCUGCAUCCAGCCAGGUCGGUAAAUUGUUUGUUAUCAUAUGUUUAUAAUUUUCAUUUGCCAAUAGAGAAGCGUUUAGUUUCCAGAAGCCAGUUCCUCUUCCACUUGAUUCGAUUUCUUCAAGUUCUAAAAAAAUAGCGGAAUGGUCUGUUUUGAUCGAGGGUAUGAUAUCGACCUUAGUUACCAAAUCAUGUAAUUUAUCGGAUAUUAGCCAGUAAUCUAGUCGGCAAAAUAUAAAAGGUGAACAACGCCCUCAGGUAAAGCUUUGCAAUGUUGGGUUUUUUAGGCGCCAAAUGUCGUGCAGACUGAAUUCAUUUUGCAAUUCAUCUAUAGAGUUGAUUACAUAUUUUCGAGGAAUCGGUAAACCACCUUUUUUGUCAAGUGUGAUGUCGAGAGGACAAUUAAAAUCUCCACCUAUAAUAAUGUUUUCUUCAUUACCAAAUUCGUCAUUUCUUAAUAAUUUUGAUAAAUUACGAUAAAACUUGACAGCAUCGGCGUCUUUGUUUGGGCCAUAUAUGUUUGCAAUUAUGUAUAUCUCAUUGUUAAUAGCAGCUUUUAAAACAAUAAACCUGCCAUCCGAACUUAUUUCACUUUGUUGAAUAAUAAUGUUCAAACUAUUCUUUAUGAGAAUUGCAACACCUCUAGCAUUUGUACUGCCGUGUGAAAAUAAAAUAGAAGCGCCCCACUCUUUUCGCCACUGAUCCUGUCGUUCUGUUGUGGAAUGAGUUUCUUGUAAAAAUAUUAAAUCGGCUUUUUGCUUUCUACACCAGGAAAAAAUUGCCCUACGUUUAUGAAAGUUGCUUAGGCCUCUAACAUUCAAGGAAAGAAAUUUGAUGCUUUCAGGCUUAGCUUUCGAAUUAUGCAUUCUUAAUGCAAGAAUAAUUAAGUGUUAUCACAUUUAUAAUAGGUGCUAUUUGCUCGGAAAAUGAAUAGAAUAGCAAAACAAAUGUAAAAGUAGUGAGAGAAUAAUUUAAGUUUUGAACAAGAAGUACAACACAGACACAAAACAACAACACACAAAAUAUACAAACAAACGAAAGCGCACUUACCAUCUCGGUUGCUGCACACUUUCGCCGAGAUCUCCAUGGCAAAUGGUUGUAUUAUACUAUGGUAUUAAAAGUGACAAGCAGUUUUGCCUGCGCCGAAAUUGUAAACAAAACUAUAAAUCAUACAGUUCAUUUAGCUAUAAAUACAAUUACGCAGUAUAUAAUGACAACAAAACAGCAACAUAAGGAUUACUCAUGUCUGAUUUUAAAGGACUUGAGACCUUCAGAAUCGAUUUCUUUACACAGUAUCUGCGCGGGAACUGACCAUGGGAUGAACGCGAACUGGACUCCUUCUCUUUCUUUAAGUUGCUUUAAAUGAUCUUUCCGUAGUUUGGCUCUUUCACUUCGAACUGAUUUUGACACGUCGUCGGAUAUGAAUAUCUGACUGUCGCAGAAAGGGUUAUCUUUCAGGGUGUUCGCUGCAGCCUUUAAAAUUCGUCCUUUAUCAGGAUAUCUAAGUAAGUAGACAUGGAUAGGCCUUGACUGCGGAGCGGUAGCGCUCGCAGCCGCUUGGUUGAUCUUCGUACGGUGCGCUCACAUGACUUCAAUAUUAUCGAGGCCCAUGUGCUUACUGAAAAGUUCUUCCUCUAAGAAUUCUUCUACGGAGCUGCAAUCUUUUUCGGCGCCUUCCUUUAAACCCCAUAUAACCACGUUGUUCCUCUUGGACCUGUUCUCUAAGUCUUCAAUUUUUUUGUUCAGGGCGUCUAUCUCUUUGCGGUUCGCCUUCUCUGCAAGAGCGCUUUUAACCUCGGUCACAUCGUGGUCUAAAAGUUUAAAACUAUCUUUCAAUUCGUCGACAUCCUGAGCGGUUUUCUUUUGACUUUUUCCAAACUUUCUAGCUUCAUCAGGAUGGCGUUCAACUUCGACUCUUGUUCAUCUUUAGCGGCGAGCAAUUCGUCCAUCUUCGCAAGUACUGCGUCUAGCUUCGCUUCAGUGUCGGGCAUUUCGGUUCGUUGCUUUGCUUUCGACCUUGUUCGUCUAGCAGACAUUCGCUUGUCACCAAUUAAGAAACUCAAAAGAUUAUAACGCGGUCAUAGUAACCUAUUAAGGAUCAAAAUUUUGAAAGUUUCAUAGAGAGAGCUCGGAGCCGCGUCCGUUCAGCUUGGUGUCAUCACGUGACUCCUCUUGUCUGUAAUGUUACUCGUUUUUUUGAAACGAGUAACAUUGUCUGUAAUGUUACUCGUUUCAAAAGUGUACCACUGUCAGCUGAGUGAACAGUAAAUUACUCACGCUUGUUUAUCGUAAAUAAAACAAGCCGACAGCCUGAGAGAGGAAGCCAUGAAAGCACAUGUCAUGAGACUGCCUAGCACCCAUAGUAUUAAACGCAAUAUCUUGGUUAAGAAAACGAACCGAGUAAGCGACCCAAUCGUGUGACGGAAAUAACAAGCUCGUAAUAAGGUAAUAUUGAAGAAGGUAUUGGCUAUUUCUGUUAAGACUAAGUCAGGGAAUUUUGAAGAGCAGGCGUGUUUGUGAGUCGUCUAUUUUUUUUGUUUUUUUGUUUUUUCAUCUUUCAAGCAACCAGAAGUAAGCGUUAGGUGAGCGCUAUGGAUGAAAAAAAAGUUAUUCCUGCUCUAUCGCGUGUUUUGAGAAAGCAUUGUUCAGGGGGCCAUGUUUAUUUCAAAAAGGAAAUUGAGCAAUGCUGAGUGUAUUGACCAGAUUAAAGGGGAAUUUCCCCUUCUAAGGCGCGUUUGACCAGUAAACAUCACGCCACAUUUCUCGAGAACAAUUAAUUCUUCAUUGCUUAGGCAUUUAGGAUAGUAAGGGUCAGUGUAGAAUUCCUGUGUGGUAUGAAUAGGUAGUCAUAACACAACCACUCUCCGGAUAAAUUUCGAGUUGCAUUCUCGCAGUUCGUCCAAUAAUCAUUCAGAUAAUCAGUUUGUGCGUCUGCCAUCAUGAUAUUUCUCGCUCUAACUUGAAAUUCGAGGUAGGUGAGUAACAGUUUUCUUCAACUACACCUUGAGUUGUUCAUUAUCGCCACUGUGUGUUUGUCGACGAAUCCGGUGACAACUUUUGGACGGCCAGAAGUCACGGUAAAGCGCAGUAGGGAGAAUCUGAUUUACGCGCAGAUGAUCGCUUUUUGUCGCUUAGGAAUGUAACUUCACGCAAUUGUUCGCCUUUUCAAACAAAUGAAUGCGUAUUUUCGCGUAAUGAACAGCAAAAGGUUUAUUAACGAACGUUUUGAGCCGCUUUUAGCAGAAAUUAAAACGCAAUCUUUUGUACCCUUCAAUUUCCUGUUAUCAUCAGUUGCGCAAUAAUUUGUUUCUUCGUGCUUGUCGUUCAUGCCAUGCAAGUUCGUAAUCCCAUUUAUUUAGGAUAUCUUGUUGGAAGUUAAUACUUUGAAAACUUGAAAGAGUUUUGAAAUUUCAUACACAUGUAAAUCAAAAUAGCGUGAUAUUAUGAUAUCAAACGUGAAAUUAUUUCAAACUGUUUGCUGGCAAAGAAAAGUUUGUAUCAAUAAAGUGGAGUUGAGGUUUGAUAAAAACUAGGUUUUGACACUAAACUAAGCUUAUUGAAGUGAAUUUUUGAAGGACUUUAAUUUCUACGAUGCACAUUCAUCCUAUAGCGUCACAAUCUUCGAUUUCUCGGUUUCCGCAUUUUAAUAAGAUACAAUUGUUUCGCUUGAACCUCGAGGGAGAAAUCUGUUAGUUUUAAUUACAAAGUGCUGAGAAUUGGCAUCCAAACAGAAAGCAGAUUCAAAGCGUACAUCUUUAUUCUAAUUAAAGUAGAGAUGAGUUUUCACCUUUUCUCAAGUCAAUUAAGCUGUGUAGCCACUUUCCGUAAUUAUGCCGUUAUGCGCAAUUGAUAGAGUCAGUGCGCAUGUGCGAUUUAGUAUUUAUUCAAACGCGAAUAACAUGACCAAAGAACUUUUUACCUUUUCCUCUCACAUAUAUCAAUCGCUGUUUAAUUUCACUUAAUAUGUAUCUAUGCUUGAACAAAUUGAAUCUUUCUCAGGAUUUUGGUCGAGGAUAGCUAUCUCCAGAGCUAACGCCGAUUAUGGCUCUACAGCCUUUUACAAACGAACAGCUGAAUUACUUCAAAUUUGCCUCAGUUGUACUCAAUGAGUUCGCCAUUGCUUUGCGUCAGACGUUCAAAUCCAUGUGGGACAACAGAUUUGGACAUCGUCCCGGAUAUCAACUGUGGGAUAACUCCACGGUAGUAAGAAAUUUGUUUCUAGCUGAAGAAGGUGGAAAAAGCAAAGUUCCUACACACAUCUCCUAUGAAGAAUGGGAUUGUACCGCCCUCUUCCAGGCCACCAUCUAUGCAAAGUCCUUCGCUACGCCAGAUAGCAAAGGUCAUUACAAGACACUCAGUGAAAUGUACGUAAGGCACCAUAAAGUACCUCGUGGAAAGUUCCAUCCAUCUGUUGUGAGUCCAAGUAGAAAUGCAGCCGAAACCUUCGCUCUUGCGAUUGAUCAGCUUCGACUUUUACGAAACUCCCUUUGUCACGCAGACAGGUCAGAGAUUGAUAAACCAACCUUUGACCAACACGUGAAGCUUGCUAAAGAAGCAUUCAAAGCUCUUGGAAUCCUAACAGAUCCCAUUGAUGCCAUUGGUGGACUGACAGAGUCUGACUUUCCCACCAAAGAAGUUCGCAAAUUGGAAGAAAGUCUUAGGCAGGAGACCAGAUCAUACAUCGAGUGUCUCGAAGAACUAAGAUCAGGUGUCGAGUGUCUCGAAGAAGUGAAAUCAGGUGUCGAUAAAUUAAUAGCACAGGGGAAUGCGAUAAAAGGAAAAGUUGAUGACCUCGCUUUGUUGAAGGGAGAAAUAGAUGAUUUGAAACUAAACAUGGAUGAAGAUCAAACAGGUAUAAACUGAUUAAAAGCUUUACAGAAUUUUUUGAUUAACAACACUUUAAGAUGCAAUAUGGCGGUCUUAUAACCAUUAGUUUGGCAGGGAGGAACUGAAAAGAAAUAGCAGCGUUUCUGCUCUUUACUCUAGUAACAAUAGUUCAACGGGGCAACUUCCAGUUUUCGCAAAAGUGCUUCGUACAUGUCUUGAAAAUCCUGUCUUCUUCCCUAAGAUGAAUUUAUUCUAUAAUCAGAAUACCACCUUAAACAAUCUGUUAUCUUUUAUUUUAAAACGAUUUGUUUAAGAAGUAAGCCGCAGCCACUAUAUUUACCGGCAUCGUGACUCUUGUGGGAUGUUGUUAAGAUUACAACCUCACGGAAAGAGCAAGAAGCUCAUGAUUAAAGCUGUGUCCCUAAAUCAUGAUUUCCACAUUUUUAAUGGUACAGUAAAAUGUACUAUUUAUUAUCAUUGUUAUUUUUCUCUUCCAACUACCGACAUGAGCUCUUUCAUAAUUGCAUCAAUUUGCUUCUUUUAAGAUUCAAAGCCAUUCCUUCCACCAUCAAAUCUUCCUUCAAAGGUUCCACACUUCACUGGUCGUCAGAGAGAAUGUGAAGACAUCAGCAGUCACUUAACUUCCAAACGUUCCCGGAUCGUGUCGGUAUGGGGCUCGCCUGGUUUUGGUAAGACUUCUGUGGCAACUGAAGUCGGACAUCGACUUCAAACUGGUGGACUUCUCGUAUACUUCUUCUCCAUGAGAGGGCUUCUUUCAAAGGCCGAUCUGACCACGCAGCUUCGGAGCUUCUUUAGAAGACACUCCACAAGAGAUCAAAUUCCUCAGCAGAUGUCCAUAGAAGAAGAACUUUUUCUCUUUCUAAGAGACAUUUCAGGUGAAUUUGUGAUGAUUCUUGACAAUGCCGAUGAAUUACUCGAAAGUGGAGCACCGAAUGUGAAGGAGGAUUUCAUAAACCUUCUGGAAGUCAUUCUUAGUCAAUUCAAGAAUUUAACAUUUCUUCUUACCACAAGGGAAUCUCUCGAGUUUAUGAAUGUGCAUUUUGAAGGCCAUCAAGCAGUAAGAAUAGGGCCAUUACACGAGUCCUUCUCUCAAACCUUAGUCGGCGGAUUACUUCCUAAAGCGACCGCGUCUGACUGCUCGAAAAUUGCGAAAAUCUGCGGGUUCGUACCUUUGGCCAUGAAACUGUUGUGUUCUUCCAUUACUGAAGAUAAUGCUCAGCCGAGUCAAUUUUUAGAUACCUUCAAGGAAUCAAUAGAAAGUAGCCUUUUCGAGCUAUUGGACAAUCCAGAUUAUCCAAGCUAUCUGCGACUAAAGUUCCUAUUUGAAUCCUCUUUUCAGAGACUGUCUUUAUCUGAAAAAGAAGCGCUGGUAUCACUUAGUGUUCUUUCUGGAGAUUUUAACCACUCAGUUGCUACAGCUGUCAUGGGUGUAAAAACAACCCUGGAGGCCAAGAAAAUCUUGCAUAGGCUUCGGAGAAAAUCUUUCCUCGACUCUAGUUCCAAACCUGAGUCAUUUUCGAUCCAUAGGUUGAUUCUGUCGUUUGCAAGAGGAAGAGGUCAAGAUGAAAUGAAAGAAACCAUGCUGAACUCCAAAGCACGUUUGUCUGCAUUUUACGUCUCUCUUUUCGACAAGCUAAAUAAACAGUUUUUGACGGGACAAUCCAUGCAAGCAUUUAUUGAUUUCUAUGAAGAGAAGCAGAAUAUUAUUCAGAGUCUUAUGGAGAGCUGCUCCGAUCCCAAGACAUGUGACGUUUCAUUUGGUGUCCUGACAAAGGCGGAAAUCUUUCUAGAUUCCCUUUUCUGGUGCGAGGGAAAAAUUAUCGACAAAAUUUAUGAUCACGCAACUGAAAAAGCUCAGGCGUUUGGAAAGAGCGUGUUCUACAGUCAGUUACUGUUGUCCUUGGCAUUCACCGAAGUGACUUGGGGGAUACAUGGAAGAUCGAUGACGCUGCUCUCUAAAGCCGAGGUCUUUUCUUUGUCGGUAGAUGAUAAAAGAAAACUCCUUUGUUAUAAAGGCAUCUGUCAACUGGUUUCAGGGAAAAUAGAUGACGGAGCUGAGAACUUACAAAAAGCUCUUUGCUUGGUGAGUGAUAGCCCCGAACUGCGAAUUCUCAGAGUAAUUGCACUGCAAAUUCUUGUUACUUACUUUCUUUUCAAGAAAAAGAAAGCAACUUCUCUGGAGCUUUACACCACAGCCUUACAUGAAUGCAGAGCAUUAGGAGACACAAGUCUCCUUGUUAUUCCUCCAGUGAAUAACAAAGAAUUGAGAAUGAUCGAGGCAGAUAUGCCAAAGGCAGAUGUUACAACCACUCAACCACUUGGAUUAGAAAUGAUAUGCGUUGUUAGCAAAGCGACGGAAAUGUCCUCUGAUUAUGAAACAAAGCAAGCAAUAAGCAAAUCUUUACUAAGGAUGUCAAAUGAAAUAGAUAAACAGAUCCUUCCACAUUCCAUUGGUUCAUGGACCUUCCAGCGCAACGUCAAUUCGACACUUACAAAUGUACUGAAUAAUCCCGAGGAAGCAACAAAGUUGUGGGACACAUGGAUAAAUUAUCAUAAAAUGACCAUAAAACAAAGUGGAAAAGUUAAUGCAGGAGAUAAAGCUAAACCCAACAAACAUCUUGAUUUAAAUUGGCAUCAAGAAGGACUACUAAGAAGCUAUUUGGACCGUGGCUGCGCUAUUCAUCAGAUGCAAAACUAUCCUGGUGCCAUUCAGUCCUUUCAACUUGCCCUCGACAUUGCAAUAGGACUCUUCGGGGAAGAACACCCAGACACAGCUCAAAGUUACUUUUCUCUCGGAGAAACACAAUAUGCCUCAAGCGACUUCUCGUCAGCAGUUACGUCUUUUCAGCAUGCUCUCAAAAUUAGAACUAAACUCUUCGGGAAAGAACAUCCAGAUACAGCUCAGAGUUACUUUUCUCUAGGAGUAACCCAACAUGCCUCAGGCGACUUUUUGUCGGCGCUUCAGUCCAAACAGUGUGCUCUUGACAUAAGAGUUAAACUCCUCGGGGAAGAACACCCAGACACAGCGAAGAGUUACUUGUCUCUCGGAAAAACCCAGCACGCCUCAGGCGACGUUUUGUCAGCCUCCAGUCCAAACAGCGUGCUCUUGACAUUAGAAUUAAACUGUUUGAAGAAGAACACCCAGAGGAAGCUAAGAGUUACUUUGACCUCGGAGUAG